Neoarthrinium moseri is the source of this 3582-nucleotide messenger RNA. RefSeq lists its product as uncharacterized. Lineage: Eukaryota; Fungi; Ascomycota; Sordariomycetes; Amphisphaeriales; Apiosporaceae. Gene Ontology annotation, molecular function: protein binding. The transcript has 5 exons. Bases 1 to 3582 code for a protein of 1193 amino acids. The record is from RefSeq and is a predicted model, not a curated record.
AUGGCCAAAGACAAGAAGAAGGCGGGCAAGGCCGACGCCAAACAGGCCAAAAAGGCCGAGAAGAAGGCCAAGCAGGAGAAGAAAGGCGAGAAGAAGAUCAAGUCCAAGAGCGCCAAGCUAGAGGGCAGCGAUGCCGAGGACGUGGAUCUCGAUAACAUCCUCGAGGAGUACAAGAAGCAGCAAGAGCAGUUUCUCAAGGUUACCGAGACCGUGUCCGAGGCUGCACCCAAGCCUCGCUCGGCCUCGACCUUCCUAGCCUCCCCGUCCAACAGCAACCAGCUGCUCCUCUUCGGCGGGGAGAACUAUAACGGUGCCAUUGCCACGUUCUACAAUGACCUCAACAUCUACUAUAUUGACCGGGAUGAAUGGCAUUGCGUCACAUCCCCCAAUGCGCCUCUGCCUCGCUCGGGCCACGCCUGGUGUAGGGGAGGCAACCAGAGCAACUCCGUCUUCCUGUUCGGUGGUGAGUUCAGCAGUCCCAAGCAGGGGACCUUCUACCACUAUAAUGACUUCUGGCGGCUCGAGCCCAGCAGCCGAGAAUGGACCCGGAUUGAGUCCAAGGGCAAGAGUCCUCCCGCCAGAAGUGGCCAUCGUAUGACUUACUAUAAAAACUACAUCAUCCUAUUUGGCGGAUUUCAAGAUACCUCAAAUCAGACCAAAUAUAUGGCUGACCUAUGGCUCUAUGAUACGCAAAACUUUGUCUGGCACAACCCUACACUUCCAGCCGCGCAGUUGAAACCAGACGCAAGGUCGUCGUUCACCUUCUUGCCUCACGAUCAGGGCGCUGUCCUGUUUGGUGGAUAUUCCCGGGUGAAAGCCACGGUAUCGGCGAACAAGUCUGCAAAGGGCGCGUCGCAAGGACAGAGAAAUAUCUUGAAGCCAAUGAUUCACCAGGACUGUUUCUUUUUACGCAUUACCCAGCCUCCCAACGACGCUCCUGCUAAUACCCCCCCAACCGUCCGGUGGGAGAGGCGAAAGAAGCCGGCCAACACUCCCAAUCCAGCCCGAGUUGGGGCAACCAUGGCGUACCACAAGGGCCGUGGCAUCAUGUUUGGCGGAGUGCAUGAUGUGGAACAGAGUGAGGAGGGCAUGGACAGCGAGUUCUUCAAUCAGUUAUUUGCAUGGAAUGUUGAGCGCAAUCGCUUCUUUCCUCUGGCUCUUCGCAAGCCCAGAGCUCAAAAGAAGAAUGCAGGCACCGAACAGCGAGUUGGACGACGCGGUCGAGCGCAAGCCAACGAGGAAGAACUCCUGAAACAAUUGGCAGCAUUACAAGCUGGGUCCUCGCUAGAAGACGUUGAUAACAUUGAUAUUGACAUCAAGCCCAAAGACGAACCGGAGGAGCCCGAAAAGCCAGUGCGAGAGAUGCCAGUUUCUAUGGAGCUACCCCAUCCGAGAUUCAACGCCCAACUGACCGUCCAAGAUGACGUACUUUACAUGUACGGUGGCACUUUCGAAAAGGACGACCGCGAGUUCACGUUCGAUGACCUGUACGCCAUCGACCUUGGCAAGAUGGACGGCUGCAAGGAAAUCUUGAGCCGUGAGCUCGAGGAUUGGGUUGGCUCGGAGGAUGAGGACUCUGAAGAAGACGAUGAGGAUGAUGGCGAAGACGAAGAUGACGAAGAAGAAAACGAAGAAGGCGAUGUCGAGAUUGCAAACGAGGAGGAGAUCCGCCAGCCCAGCAAGAGGAAGAAGAAGCAAGGCGACGAAGAGUCCAAUGCCGAUUCGUCAACCACCGCCAGUACCAGCGCGACAGAGGAGGAGAGUGAAGCCGACACCACGGCGACGUCUGUUGAUGAUGGCCUACCUCACCCCAGACCCUUCGAGUCCCGAAGGGAGUUCUUCACGCGCACGUCCAACGAAUGGCAGGAGAUCUUGAUGACGAACUUGAGAUGGAAGAAUAUCCAGCCGGAAACCCUGGCCAUCAAGGAAAUCAAGACGAAGGCAUUUGAACUGAGUGAAGAAAAAUGGUGGGAUUGUAGGGAGGAGAUCACAGCAUUGGAGGACGAACAGGAGGCUGCUGGUAUUGUCACGAGUCCUCUGGCAGACACGUUCGCUCUCCCGGUUGCCGUAUUGUUGUUCGAAACGCUCGAUACUACUCAUUCCCGCGUCGUCACUCACUGCACCACGAGGCCUGGUUGCAGCGUCCCAGCUGCCAAGAUGCCUAUCGGUAUUCAGCGGCUCAACGCGAAGAAGUCGCAGCCAAACUCACUCAUCGUGUUCAUCAAGCCACUGAAAGGACCAGAUGAAGCUGUAGCUCAGGAUUUCCUCGAGCGCAUUGCGGCGCAAUGUCUGCCUGUUAUGAGGGAGCACCACCUCUCGGUGAUGUCUCUCGAGGAGUAUGAACCAAACCGGGAGUUCGUUGGGCGCAGAUGGCUGCCGUUCAAUUACGUGCAGAUGGUGAUGAUGCAUGAGCUGGCCCACUGUAAGCAGAUGAACCAUUCCAGAGCAUUCUGGGCCGUGAGAAACGGGUACGCAGACCAUAUGCGCACACUAUGGUCACAGGGCUACACAGGUGAAGGACUCUGGGGACGAGGCGCCCUCCUCACGACCGGCGAGUUUGAGACCAACACCGUGCGACCAGACGAGAUACUCCCGGAGCAUCUUUGCGGCGGCACAUAUCGUUCACGGCGACGCAAGCGCAAGGCGAAGGAUCAGCUCACCUAUCAGCAGAGGAAGGAGCGGCGGAUCCUGAAGAAGUUCGGCGCGAAUGGCGUGGCGUUGGGCGAAGAUGAAGAGGUCAAGGCCGAGCUGGAAAAGGGCAAGAGAACCCAAGCAAAGCCACGAGUGGCGGGCAGCAAGAGGGGACGCGAGCUGAGGGCGGCGGCGGCACUGGCUAGAUUUGACCAAAACAAGAAAGCCGCGGACGAGGAGGACGAGAAGACGAUCAAGGUCAAGGAUGAGGACGAAACGGCAAGUGAACAAGAAUCAGAGACAGCGAGCGAGGACGAAGAAAACGUCGACGCUACAGACAUCAACGGAAAACGACUGCUCGAUGGCAAAGGCAACCGCAUGAUCAAGGUGUGCGAGGAUGAGAAUCCAGACGACGUCGAUGCUAAGAGGGAGCUACGAGAAUUACAGUCUUCUAUGGCUGUCAGCCCUGCCCGACCGGUGGCCCGUACGACACCAUCAGCCAACAGCGCUUUUAUAAAGCGUGAGGAAGAUGAGAAUGACACACGUGCGGAUAUAUCCAGACUUCGCUCCCCCAAUACCGCGAAAGAAUCAUCUACGCAUGGAUCUUCCAAAGCAGCCGUUCAGAAGCAGGAGACGGGGAUCGCCACACGUAGGUUGGAAAACGUCAAGCCAAACAACAAGCUUCCGCAAGAUGCAGCCGAGACCAUCAACACUCCUGCUGCCGCUGCCAAACCGAAUCCUCCUACCGAGCGUGCAGGAGUUUGCCAGAUGUGCUCAUACGAAAACGGGCCCGUUUGCUUAAUAUGCGCCAUCUGCUCCCAUGUACUGGAUGGCAGAAAAGACCCCCGAUCUUGGAGCUGUUCCAGUCAGACUUGCAAGGGAAGUCAAUAUCUCAAUGCUGGCGACGUUGCAGUCUGUGGAGUGUGUGGUGAGCGAAAACACAUGUUAUGA